Molecule: messenger RNA, 609 nt
Organism: Suillus subaureus
Lineage: Eukaryota; Fungi; Basidiomycota; Agaricomycetes; Boletales; Suillaceae
Exons: 5
Coding region: 1-609 (202 amino acids)
Source: RefSeq, a predicted model, not a curated record
AUGGCGAGGGACCUUCAAUCAAAAGAUCCUCAGCUACAAGAAUGCAUUAAAUUAAUCCGGGAGAUGACAAGCAUCAUUGAUCCUGCGGAUGACUACCUCACAAUAACCGCAGCCGAAGAGCAAAUGAAGGUCAAUUAUGCCCGAGGAAAGAAAGAGAACGAAGAGGCGUAUGCAGAUUUGAAAGCCUUGUCUCGCGUCUUGGAGGCUGCCAAGAAAUCUUCAAUGCGACCACCGAACGUGCCCUCUUUGGAAAAGCACGCAUCCCAUCUCAACGACCUCGACGGAUCCAGGCUGUCCUUAGCCAAGGCUAUCCGUGACGCGGAGGGCUCUCUAGCUAGUAAAGAGGCUGAGCUGGCAGCCUUGAAAGAGCAAGCGCGUUCAUUAGAGGAAUCAGAUCCUGCCAAGGAUCACCAGACUCAGCUAGAUGGCUCUGCAUUGCGCUUGAAGAUCUACAGAGGGUUGGGGUUCGAACCCGUUCUUGACAAGGACGGGCGAGUGACCAAGAUGCUUGUUCGCAGCGAAUCUAAUGACAUCCACUCCUUCCCGUCCGAUGGAAGUAAAUCAGAUUUUGAUGAUGCUGCUCAGCUUUGGAGGCUGGCAAUCUCAUGA